UGACUUAUUUUGCAGUUGUAUAUACCCAGUGCAUCUCGUCUCUUGAAAAGGUUCAGUUUGUUGUUCUGUAUAAAAAAAUAUCGAAAGUGACAGCGUGUAAUCUGAAGCUGAACAAAAAGAGCUAUUUUACUUCAGCUACCUACAUUCAUCAUUAUGUUUGCCAAGAUGUACUCAUAAAACUACCCAACUACCCAUUCAUUUCACCAUCUCGAUGAAUCUCCUAAUGGCAUUUGCCAUUUGCAUGGGAUUAUUAUCAUCAAUCAGCAAUGGUGCUACUUAUUUACUCAAGGAAUACCCCACUCAACAAGACAACAAAGACUUUGAUUCUUAUGCAAAUGACACAAAUAGUACCUUGAUUGCUCAUCACAAAAAUGGAAAACACUUGGAAACACGUUCAGUGAAUGGAACCCUUGCCGAAGUAAUCAGUACUAUAAAUGAUACAUUGUCAAAAUCAUAUAACAAAGUGAUUGAAAAUCUUGCACACAUCGAUGAAGAAUUAAAAGCAAAAAUCAUACAAGCACAGAAACUCGAAGAUGUGGGCAAUCAGAAAAUACAUGAAAUUGAAGAACAAAGAAUUGCAUUUCAAAAGGAAAAGGAAGAAAAAGAAAAAUUCAUCAUUAAUAAAACAAUGGAAGUAAAAAAUGAAGCUGGUCAUUUAAAAAAACUAGAAUUAGAAAUUAGGGACAAAACAGAUCAACUCUCACAAAAAGAAAGGUGCAUCAAUGAAACUGACACUAAAGUAAAAAGUAGAGAGGAAAAAAUGAAAAUGAAAGAGGAGGAAUUGAAACAAAGAGAAAUAGAAGCUCUACAAAAAGAGAAGCGCAAUAGUGAUGUUGAAACGAAAUUGAAAAGUAGAGAGGGAAGAGUGAAAGCACAAGAGGAGGAAUUGAAAAAAAGAGAAGAUGAAUUACAGAAGCAAAAGAGUGAGGUAGAAAAACAAAAGCAGUUUGUCAUACAAAAAGAAAAGCGCAAUAGUGAUGUCGAAACGAAAUUGAAAAAUAAAAAGGAUAAAAUGAAAACAAAAGAAGAGGAAUUGAAACAAAGAGAAGAUGAAGUACAGAAGCAAAAGAACGAGGUAGAAAAACAAAGAGAGCUUGCCAUACAAAAAGAAAAGUGCAAUAGUGAUAUUGAAACAGAAUUGAAAAAUAUAGAGGCAGAAUUGAGGUCGAAAGGGCUAGAAUUCUUAACAACACAUGGAGAAAUUCGAAAAGGCAAUAAUGAUCAAAAACUGCUACAUAAAUCAUUUUAUCUUGGACAGGACGUAAUGAGGCUGCAAGAUAAUUUUACAGAUGCAUGCGUCAGCGUCAAUAUAAAUCGUCUUAAAUGUAAUGAACCUGAACAGUACAAUCAGCAGAUUAUCACAUUUAAAAAGCUGCCAAAAAUCAAAAUCUUUGACUAGAGAACGUUAUUCGCUAAAUUGAACACUUCUCGAUCGAUACAUCGACAUUAUAGCAACAAUCUAUCAUUGAAGGUAUUGUAUCGAUAGAAUGUUGAGAUAUCGGUUGAAAAAUUUUAGAUUUAGAGAGAAACAUUCUCUACUGUCGAUCGAAUUCGAUUUUCUGUCGAAAAAUUAUGGAUUUCAAAUUGUCAAUCUUCUACUAUUCAGUGUUUUAAUUUUCAUUAUUAUUUAAAAUAAAAGUAUACGAAUGAUAAAUUAUGCGAUUUCCACGAUGUAAAUAGAAAAUGAAGUUGUUUGGCAAACUUCGAAACAAAAACAGGACAUUUUAGGCAUGCAAGGCAAAAAUCAGUGCUUUUAGGACGUUCUGGCAAAAAACCACACAAAUUUCGUAGCAAUUUUGGCAAAAAUUACGACCAUUUGACUAUUUUAUCGUAAAUCUACUUCCAGAGAAUUUUGACAAAUAAAAGAUUAUAAUUUUUCGUCAACUCGCCUAAAAUUGAUACUCUCCUAAAAUUUUGUUACAAAACAGGAUUUUUUUUUACAAUUUUAACAAAAAAAAGGAUUGUUUUGAGCAAUCUUCACAAGAGCAGGACUGCUUGACAAUUUUUGGAGAAAUUGGCCCCUUUUGAAAAUUUUACCAGAAAUAUUCACUUCUUGAAAAUUUCGACAAACAUGGACAAUUUUUAACAACUUUGCCAAAAAUUAACGCUUUUUGAAAUUUAUCCCCCCUCCCGAAAAAUAGGACAUUAUAAUUGAAUUUGGCAAAAAAAAAAAAAAAAAAAAAAACAGGACUUUCGUUUGGUAAUUUUGGAACAAAAAGAGUACUUUUUGAACGCGAAAUAAAUUUUUUGAGAUGUUUGGGGUGGGGAGUUCUUGCCACCUAAAUUAUCGUUCUUAAAUCAUUUUUUAUCGUUCAAAUGACUAUCGUGCAAACCACCUUUUUUAUCGUUCAGUUAUAUAUGUACCUCCCCUUUUAAAAAAAAAAUUCGGAAUCAAGUUUACUUAAUUUUCUCAAGUUCCUAAUUUUAUUUUUCCAAUUUCUUAUUUUGAUUUCUUAAAAUAUUAAAACUUACAUUUUUGAUUCAACUGCUUAUACCUACCUACCUAAGUACAUAGUUUCAUGAUAUGAGUUUUCAAAUAAUUUUCAUUCAGUUUUCUCAAAUUCUUGAUCAAUUCUUCAAAAAAUUUGUUAUUCACUUUUCAACCCAGUUUUGAAAUUAAUUCAAGCUAUCCAUCAAAACUUUUCAUACCUUUUAAAUUUAAAUUCUUGAAAAUGUUUGACUUAUGUUUUCAGAAUAAAUAGAAUUCAAUUGAUCAAAACUUCAAUUUAACUUUCACAAAUUUUUGGUUUGAUUUUACAAAAUUCUCAAUUUGCUUUCUCAAAACUUGGAAUUUCCUUUUUGAAAACAAUUUUUUCGAAGAUACUUCCUCUUUGAAAACACAUUUCGCCUCUAGAGACAGCUACAGAACUGAAAUUUUUUUAGUUUGACUUUCAACUCAAAAUGAAAGUAAAGAAUAGAAUUUGUUUAGAACUCACUGUAUUUUUUCUUCCUGGUGGUUUUUCGCGUCUCAAUUUAUUCGAAGUGAGAGAAAAAUGCUUAAAAAUUAACUUGAAAUAUAAAAUUAUAAUAUUCUCGCCCACUCAUGCAUAAAAUCCAGAUUAUAGGUCUCACCUACAUCGUCAAUCGGUAACAUAUACAGUGAGAUAUACUCUUAAUUUGGGUAAGUUGAUCAAUUUUUAUCAUCAGCUUGAUGUUUUCUGUGAACUUUUUUCGGCGAAUUUAGGAAUAUACGUAGAUCCCUUAUCACUUUUCGGAAAUAUGAAUCACUCUGAUCAUUAUACUCGUGUCAUUUUAAACGAGAUUAUUCAUCGUAUAUAUAUUCGUAGAUUGAUCGAGUUAUUGUGCAGUUGUAUUUAACGUGGUCUGUGCCUAGUGCAUCUCGUCUCUUGAAAAGGUUCAGUUUGUUGUGCUACCUACCUAAAAAAGCAUCGAAAGUGACAACGUACGAUCUAAAGCUGAACAAAAAAGAGCUCCUUUACUUCAGCUACAUUUACGUUCGUCAAAAUGAACUUAAAACCACUUCUUCAUUCCACCAUCUUGAUGAAUCUCCUAAUGGCAUUUACCAUUUGCAUGGGAUUAUUAUCAUCAACCAGCCACGGUGCUCAUCACAAAAAUGACAAAUACUUGGAAACAUAUCCAGUGAAUGGAAUGGACAUUAAAAUACCUAGUACUAUGGAUUAUACAUUGCCAAAAUCAUACUACGAUACGAUUGAAAAACUUCCUCGUGUAGAAUUAAGCGAAGAAAUGAGGCAAGCAAUGAAAGUGGCGGAUGCAGUCAAUCAGAAAAUACAUGAAUUUCAGGAACAAAUAAAUGCACUUCAAAACAAAAUGCAACAAAAUGAAAAAAAUCGUCAUCAAUAAAACAAUGAAAUUAAAGAAUGAAUCAAAUCGUUUGGAAAAAACCAGGGCUGGGGUGAACGAAACGAUUGUAGUGUUCAGUUCUGUUCUACUCAUGAACAAAAACUUUUUGUAAUAUUCUGUUCUGGUUUUGUUCUAAUUCAUUUUGAUUCAUUUUUUUCUGUUCUGGUUUUGUUCACGAUGAUUUGGUUCUAAGUAUUUUGUUUUGUUCUGUUUUUGUUCUCACUUUUUCAGUAAUUUUUUUCUUCACUUACACGAUGAAUUCUCUUAAUACUUACUCGUAGAUAGCUUUUUACUUUCAAAAUUAAGCAUUUUACUGCCUUUGAAAGGCAAAACAAAACUAAACAUGGAAAAUAGUGAAUAAGUUGAAUAAAAUUGAAAGAUAUUGUUCUGUU
Molecule: messenger RNA, 4214 nt
Organism: Planococcus citri (citrus mealybug)
Lineage: Eukaryota; Metazoa; Arthropoda; Insecta; Hemiptera; Pseudococcidae
Product: golgin subfamily A member 6-like protein 7
Exons: 3
Coding region: 212-1399 (395 amino acids)
Source: RefSeq, a predicted model, not a curated record